Molecule: messenger RNA, 1574 nt
Organism: Trichobilharzia szidati
Lineage: Eukaryota; Metazoa; Platyhelminthes; Trematoda; Strigeidida; Schistosomatidae
Source: the annotation of a GenBank genome assembly
AUCGUUCUUAUAUCCGUUUAACAGAACAGGAAUAUAGCUCAUUACCUAUUGAUAUCCUUGUGCAAAUAGUUCUCUCUUUCAUUGUCGUCUGCAUUGGUCUCGUUGGUCUCACUGGAAAUCUGAAGGAGAUAGAAGCUGCUGCGGAGUUCAGGGAGAAGACCUGUGAUUCACUUGGAAAUAGACCUUCCUUUUACAUUUUUCAUCACCGCAAAGUUCCCUCGUCGACUAAUCCCACCCUCUAAUUCAGGAGUCACAAUGUCCACCAACCCUAUUGUUCUUGCCCGUGGACACACAGAAGCAGUCACAUCUUUGUCACUUUCUGAUCAUCUGCUGGCAUCUGGAAGUGUGGAUGGCAAUACUUAUUUCUGGUCGCUUGAUCAAAGUCCUUAUCCUGUUCUCCAGGCUCCGAGAUAUGGUCACUGUUCUAGUCUUAAAUUUAGUGUUAAACAACCGAAUAUGCUGUACGGCGCAUACUGUCAAGAAAUUGUUUCCUGGGAUAUUCGCAACAUAACACAGCCAUCUGGUGUUUGGAAAGUUAAUGAAGAAAAAGUGAAUUCCAUUGAUGUAUCGGAGAUUGGUGAUCGUCUGGCAUCGGCAGAUGGUACUGGUGCUGUACAGAUUAUUGACUUGAGUAAUGGUACCCUUGUGCGAACUCUUAGGAAGCACGAUAGAAGCGUGUCUUCAGCUAAGUUUCGCCCCGGCCGUCCUUGGCAGCUGGUGAGCGGUGGUGUCGACUGUAAAGUUGUCGUUUCCGACUGGAAAGGAAGCGGUCUAGCGGUAAAUAUAUUUGAGUUGGAUGAAAUGGUGGAUUACUCUGUGUCCGACUUAAACAAUGUGGCGGCUGACGAUAGUUAUGUAGACAGUAUAGAUGAUGAAUCCUUGAAUCCAUUAUCCGGUCUCGAUUUUGUCUCCACCAUGUACUAUGACGGGGGUUAUACCAGAACUGAUGACCGCACUCGAGAUCGGUUCGCCGAGCAAAUUGAUACAUUACUAAUCAGCGGUGGUAAAGACGAGAGUAUCUAUGUAUGGAAUCUUGAAUCGGAUGCUUAUGGUCAAGGUACAUAUCACGGUGAAGAAGUGAACGCCUUUGAGGGUAAACAGCUGGAACGUGUUAUCGUUGCGGAUUCCUCACCUGUAAUUAGAGUACUGGAUUUGUCUGUCGAAUGAACUAUCAGCACCGUCAGUAUGCAAAGUCUUCUUCCGCUUCCUAUUUUUUAUAUUUUCUGUGUGUUAUAAAUAAAAUUGAGUUUAAAUGAUGAUUCGCAAAUGUGAUAUUCCUUUGUUUUUUGUACAUUCUACUUUGACAUUUCUAGGUUGGUAUGUUGUGGUGUUCCCGUUUAUUUGUGUGUGCAUAACCUUUUUGCCAUUUUUAUCUAUUUUUGAUAUUAAUUAAGAUAUCCAUACGUAUAUGUACACAUGAAUAACUGUCUACGUUAAAAUAUUUAUCAAUCGUUAUGUACAUGUAUUGUAAAUAUGUAUAUGUAAGACCUUUUUAUUUUUUGUUUUUCUACCGAGUUUAUAAACUUUUUACUAUCUGUACAGUAUUUAUUUGUUGAACAUGUUAGUUAAGCUGU